AUGACAGAGACCGGAGGCCGUCAUAUCGCUAUUCUUGGAGGUGGCGUCAUUGGUUCUUCUAUCGCAUAUCAAAUCACUUUACUCAACAAAGAUCCGAAUUUAAAAGUAACAGUCAUAGAACAAACCGCCAUUGCCUGUGCCGCUUCUGGUAGAGCAGGGUACAGUACAAGUAUUUGUUGGGCUCUUUUUAUUCUAGUUUUCAGGGAGGAUGAUGGUUUCUUAUCUUAUGACUGGUGUGACGGAGGUCCACUUCAAGAUCUUGCUCGCAAAAGCUUCAAGUUACACGCUGAACUUGCUAGAACUUUAAAUGGUAAAAAAAGAUAUGAUUAUAGAGUUGUUGAUACCUUAUCAGUAACGGCUUCAAUGAAAGCUGUAAGCGUUAAAGCACCCCCAACGAAUUGGUUAAAGACUGGUGUAAUUACAAAAUAUAAACAGAUCGGAUCAACUAAAACAACAGCUCAACUUCACCCUUACAAAUUCACUCAAACAUUAAUAGAGGAAGCUGAGUCUAGAGGAGCUCAAGUUAAAAUUGCCCGCGUUGAAGGGUUAGAAUUUGAUUCAUAUAAAGUAUCGGGUGUAAGACUUUCCACAGAUGAAGUUGUACCCGUUGACACAAUUAUUAUAGCAAUGGGUCCUUGGAGUGGAGAAGCUCUUUCAUGGCUUGUCAAAAAAAGUGGACGUGCUUAUCAGCUUCCGGAUGUUUCAGGUCAAAGAGCUCAUAGUAUCGUAAUAAGACCUUCGGUACCGAUAUCAGCACAUGUUUGUUUUGUAUCGCUUAAUCUUGGUCGUAAAUUUGCCGAACCUGAAAUUUAUCCUCGUCCGGAUGGGGAAGUUUACGUUUCUGGAGAAUGUGAUGAAUCGCCGCUUCCUCCUAAUGCUGAUCAAUAUGUUCCAAAUCCUACUGCGAUUAAAAACCUUAAAAGCAACAUAAAUACCCUUUCUCCCGAGAUUUUGGGUGUCGCACCUAUCAUUAAAGAAUCAUGUUGUUAUAUGCCUAUAUCUGAUGAUGACAAACCUUUAAUUGGAAAAGUUCCUUGGCUGGAUGGAGUUUACCUUGCAACUGGACAUUCUGUUUGGGGAAUUUUAAAUUCUUCGGGUACAGGUCGGGUUAUUGCAGAAAUGGUUUUGGAAGGUCAGGCAAAGUUCGCUGAUGUUAGAGCAUUAGCUCCCAUGCGACCAAGGAAUACAAAUAGAAAUUCUCAAUGA
Messenger RNA from Funneliformis mosseae, 1206 nucleotides. Lineage: Eukaryota; Fungi; Glomeromycota; Glomeromycetes; Glomerales; Glomeraceae. The record is from the annotation of a GenBank genome assembly.